AUGGCGGCAAUAACGCCUAGCAGAAUAACCCGGACGGCAACAAUAACGAAGGACGACCAGCAGAAUGACCCGGACUAUGACCUGAAAAACGACAACGACGACGACGAAGACGAAGACAAAGAUGACAAAUUACCACUAUCUCAGGAAGAUGUCAAUAACUUUAUGGCUACAUUGUUAUUGAGAAGAAAUAAACAAUUUCUCGGCCAUCGUCUACAUCCUACAGCUAUAGAAAUAAGAAACAUCAACUGUUCAACAACUAUUAGGCCGGCGCGCCUUGACAAUGAAUCAAGUGUCGCGCAUUUGAGAGACAUGUCCAUAGCUGUUCUGCGAGAACUCAGAGGUUUUUCCCUUGACAACGAAGACAUCAACCCGGACAACAACAAUAAUGCCCAGCAGAACAACCCAAACGACAACCAGCAGAAUAACCCGGACUAUGACCUGAAAGACGACAACGAAGACAAGGAAGACGAAGACAAAGAUGACAAGGCAUUGCCAACGAAUCAGGUGCAGCGCAUGUUGGGAGACAUGUCCAUAGCUGUUUUACGAGAACUCAAAGAUUUUUCCCUUGACAAUGACAACAUCAACCCGUUAGGGGUUUUUAUCAGCGCUUUGACAACGAAUCAGGUGCCGCGCAUGUUGAGAGACAUGUCCAUAGCUAUUCUGCGAGAACUUAGAGGUUUUUCCCUUGACAACGACAACAUCAGCCCGAACGGCGCCAAUAACGCCCAGCAGAACAACUCGGACGGCAUUAAAAAUGAAGGACGACCAGCAAAAUGA
Molecule: messenger RNA, 777 nt
Organism: Pistacia vera
Lineage: Eukaryota; Viridiplantae; Streptophyta; Magnoliopsida; Sapindales; Anacardiaceae
Exons: 5
Coding region: 1-777 (258 amino acids)
Source: RefSeq, a predicted model, not a curated record